AUGACGGAGAAAACUGUAUACAAUGCCCUCCCGAAGCUUCCCGGGUUUAACUUCCCGGAGCUGCACGCCCCUACAUCCUACAGGCGGCAGCACUACUGUGUCGUGCAGGACGGCACUCGAAGUGUCCUCAACCCGAACACCACCGGCACCGGCGCGGGCAGCAGUAGCAACAAGAAACAGACACAGAAAGGGGAAUGCGGCGGUCUCGAGCGAAACGAUAUUCUCGCAAGGUUUCCAGAGUGGAAGUCAUUAGACGAUAAGGUCCUUCGCUACUUUGCCUACUACAUGGAACGUGUAGAUGAAAGUCCUGUAGAAAAGAUUCGUGUUCGUAAAGUAGUAAUUUAUUUGUAUCUUGCCGAUGGAAGUAUUGCCGUGACGGAGACACCUGCUGUGGUGAAUAGCGGUCUCCGUCGGGGUACCACGGUCUCACGUUGCAAAGUGGAUGGAGUGGAUUUCUUCUCUCUAUAUAUUGGUUCUACUAUUCAAAUAAGAGGUUUGGAAUAUACAAUUGUUGACUGUGAUGCCGCCACACGAGAAUUUUGUGCAACGAUGGAAAUGCCGCAGCCGGAGCCUAUCAGUUAUCCAGAUGAUGCAUUUGAGGCAACUGUUACAGUUAAGAAAUCCCCAAUGGAUGAACAACACAUUGCGAUGCGACGCACCAUGGAGAUUAUGGCAGCCACUGCAGCAGGAACUCACGCAAGUCUUCUUACACCAGAAGAACGUCACAAGGCUCGAGAUUUUUUUGAGCAUGAUCGUGAAGUUUUAUCCUUCUCAGCCGUAUGGGAACAGCGACUCUUUAGAAUUCAAUACUACAUUGCAGACCAAACACUUUCAGUUAUGCUCGUACAUGCCCGAAAUGAUGGACGUGAUCCCUAUUCCGUCUUUAUCAGACGUACACGAAUUCCUAAAGAAGCCAGAGCGAUAUUAAGAGAUACAGAAACUUUAAAUGUACCUGCUGGUUCCCCAGUGGUGUAUAUAUCUGAAGAUGACUUACGAACGGGUCAUACCGUAAAUUUAUUUACCAGAGAUUUUUAUAUUUUUGACUGUGAUUCUUAUACAAAGGCUCAUUAUGAGGGAAAAGGAAUCCGUCAACCAAGUUUUCCAAAACCUACAACAGAAGCAGAAAUUCUUGCGUCAACUAUUAAGCGACCACAAGUGGUAAACUCAUCCUCGACAAAAGAAGCACCACGUGGGGCCUCAACUAUGGUUUUUGAAGAUACCGUCGCGCAGAAAGAUCGUCUUAAAUUAACUCGUUACACUAAUGAUGUAUUUCGUUUUUCUGCUCGUUAUGCAAAUCCUAAACCAGAAGAUGAAGGCAGACAAUUUGUAUUCUGUUAUUACCUCGCAGAUGAUACAGUGUCUGUGUAUGAACUUGUGGUAGCUAACAGUGGUCACGUUGGUGGAAAAUGUUUUGCCCGCACUACCGUCCCUGAUAUCAGUGAACCCGGUAAACUGUAUGUGGGUGCUAAAAUAAAACUUGCAGGAGUGGAGUAUGAACUUACAGAAAUGGAUGAACGUACUAGACGGUAUAUUGCAAUGGGAAUGCCUCUUAUGGAUGAAAGUUUCUUUCAUACACGAGAUUUGGUCAAUCGAGCACGUCAAGUUGUUCUUCAGCGUUUUUCGAGGUUAACUGACGCUUUUCGUCACUUUAAAUCAAAAGAAGAUGGAUUAACAUGUGAUGAUGUAAGACGUCUUUUCGUGGAAUGUGGUAUACGAUUAGAUGCCACGGAACUUAAGAACGUUAUGGAAAACCUUGACCAAGACAAGGAUCAAAUUGUCUCAUUAUCAGAAUUCUGUGAAAAUCUAUUAGGACAACAGUUCGUCUCUGAUUUUGUUCCAAAGAAUGAAAAAAGUAUCGAUAUUGGUAAAGGAUCACUUCUUACAAAUCGAGAUUUAGAUUCAAAUAAGACAAUGGCAAAAGAAGGAGAGGAGGCACUGCGAAAAUUGAUCUCACAAAGUGAAGCUCGUCGGGUACUUCUUAUUAGGGCCUGUAAAAUUGUAGCAAACACUACGUACGAUGGUCAACUCAGUAUUAUAGAUUUUGCAAACACGAUUAAGGAUCGAUUGAAUCUUUCCUUUUCGGAUAAGGAAAUGGAUGCCCUCGUCUAUAAAUUUUAUUACUCUCAAGGAGUCCCUGAUUGGAGAGCGAGGCGGUUACCAGUAAAAGAAAUUCAGCGACUUGUCAUGCUAUAG
Messenger RNA from Trypanosoma theileri, 2193 nucleotides. RefSeq names its product rib72 protein-like protein. Gene Ontology annotation, molecular function: alpha-tubulin binding; calcium ion binding. The record is from RefSeq and is a predicted model, not a curated record. Gene Ontology annotation, biological process: mitotic cytokinesis; mitotic spindle organization; cilium-dependent cell motility. Gene Ontology annotation, cellular component: axoneme; mitotic spindle. NCBI's taxonomy places the organism in Eukaryota, Euglenozoa, Kinetoplastea, Trypanosomatida, Trypanosomatidae. Bases 1 to 2193 code for a protein of 730 amino acids. The transcript has a single exon.